AAAAAAGUGAUUGUUGAGGGUUUGUUCAUUUUGGGCGCAAAAAACAUUUUGAACUUGAGUUGGAUAUGAAACGAGUGAUAUCACCACAAUAAAGCAACCACCCAUGACAAACUAUGACCUAGAAAGCGACCCCAAAGGGAGAUUUGGUAGAUCUAACAAAGUGGUUCAAACUAUUGUAUGGGGUGCCGUCUAUGAAGCAAUAGAGUACAAUACCAACCAACUCGUGUGCUGGUACAAAGUCAAAAUACAUCAAAACUUGUACAAAAAGCUGGAAAAAGUUAUCCAGCCUUUUUUAAAAGCCAAACACCCUUCCUUACUUUUUAUCUAUGCCUUAUGGGAGUCCACCACCCAGCAACAUGAAAAGAAUAUGCUUGGUAUCGAUUUCAUCACGCAAGCUACGAGCAAAAUCACUUUGAAAGAAUAUCUAACAGCAUUGAGACCACUGAAAUUGGACGACUUGUUACUGUGGUCUUUUCAAAUCGCCAGUGCUCUCAACUUUUUGCAUUCCCAAGAUGAUGCUAUCGUACAUGGAAAUGUGAGACCGGAAAAUAUUUUUUUCUCAAUCGACAUGCAACAGGUAAUGUUGGGUGACUUGCUGUCUUCUUGGCUUUUGAGAGAGGUGACGGGGCCAAUAAGGAGACAAACGAAUGGCAGCAUCGCUUUUGAGCAGCAGUCUUUUGUGAUUUCCGAAGAAUUGGGACAAGUCUGGGAUGAAAAAGAUGAUGUUUUUGCUUUUGGACUGUGUCUAUUCGAAAUGGCAUCUUCCAUAGAGUCAAAAAAAGUGAACAACGUCGAAAUCAAAGAACGCCAUUAUUUAGAAGACUUGGAUGCAAGCGACUCUAUAAAGGACCAUCUAAAGAGGCUCAUCAAAAGUUGUUUGGGACCCAAGGAAGUGAGACCUACAGCUAAUGAAAUUGUGAAUGAUUCAUUAUUUUAUUAUCAGAGACGGGAUAAAAAAACUAUGGGUCACUCAAAUAGUGUGACCACUUGCAUGUCGCCGGAACAAAGCGUCACAGAUAUAUCGCCCAUGGCCUCUUCGAAGCUUCAAGCACAUGAAAUCGUCGGUUCCCCUUAUCAUCCUUUCACAGAUGUCGGUGCUCCUCGUAGUUUUGCCAUUCAAAGAGAUUCGCCAUCCGGAAUUCCAAGAUGUUUGGUGGUGCAAAAUCAAACCAAAGAACCCACUAAAGCAGUUGGUGAUGCGCAGAUAGAAGUAUUGGCGAGUCCAGAGUCGAAGUACAACAAUUGUGUUCGACUUAGUAUUCAGAUACCUAUUGAAGGUUCUUUUAAACGAAUAGAGUUCAAUUUUGAUCCUUUACUGGACUCUCCAGAAUCGUUGGCUGAAGAGAUGGUGAUAGAGCUGAACCUUCAUGCAUUACAAUUUGAUGUCAUUAAACAGGAUAUUGAGAAACAUUUACAGAGAAUUUUAGGCACGUUUCCUACUACUAGUACUACAAAUAGUAGUUUGGAUGACUGUCAAGUGCAACAGCAAUCUAACCAUCUAGAAAGCCUCGGCGAGGCGAUUUCAGUUGAUACAAAAGAAGAAAGCACGCUGAAUCUAGUUAGGGAUGUUUCUGUAUCGACUGAUAAUAUUUCGAGACAAAUGUUUACAGAGUCCAGAACAACAGUAGAUAGUGACAAAGAUUCAAACCCGUUUACUGACAUAGACUUGCACUUGUUUUGGGCUUGUAUUCAUUCAGGAAACAAACAACAAGCUGAUUGCUAUUUGCAAAAGAAUCCUGCACUCGUCCAUUUGAAAGAUGAGAAUCAAAGAACUCCUCUUCACAUAGCAGCUGCUGAAGGGUAUAUGGAACUGGUGAAAUUGCUUGUCUCUUAUGGAGCACCGUUAGAUGUUGCAGAUAGAUGGGGUCUGACUCCCAUUUUAGAAGCAGUUGCGUCGAAUCAUCAAGCCAUCCUUCAUUUUUUAAGAAAUCAAGUUCAACCCUAUAGUCAAGUUAACCGGAAGAUACCUUCAUUUUAUAUGAUUCCCAGUUAUUAUCCCAUCUUUGAUGCUCAUUGUCACCUGACUGCACAGGAGUUGGUAUCCAUUAUGUAUGGUCAAGAUGCCAUUAUUCUGGAUACCAGUGAUGAGUCCACCCAAUCAUCUAUACUACAUACUGGUACACCAUCUCAUGCAUCAUCUUCACCAGCUCUUACGGAAUCAUCUGAUCAACAGCAGUUUAGUUCCCUACGUGAGAGCAGUGAGCAAGUUGGUAUGGAUACAUGCCAAAAAUUAAACAAAAGACCUGAAGAUGAGAAAGAUCAUGCCUUGGAACUUCAUUAUGCUGAAUUGAGAAGAAUUGAAGAAGAAUACAAGCAAAAAAGGGAACAGUUGCAUCGUCGUUUUACAGAAGCCAGAUCGGAAGUAAGAAGCAAAUUGAAACAGGAACCAUCGGUAUCUACAAACAGUUCACUUGUAUCACUAUGAAAAGGCGUUUUCAUUACAUAUG
Galdieria sulphuraria is the source of this 2447-nucleotide messenger RNA. RefSeq names its product serine/threonine protein kinase. The transcript is spliced from 2 exons. The record is from RefSeq and is a predicted model, not a curated record. NCBI's taxonomy places the organism in Eukaryota, Rhodophyta, Bangiophyceae, Galdieriales, Galdieriaceae. Gene Ontology annotation, molecular function: protein serine/threonine kinase activity; protein binding; ATP binding. Gene Ontology annotation, biological process: intracellular signal transduction; protein phosphorylation. Bases 104 to 2425 code for a protein of 773 amino acids. Gene Ontology annotation, cellular component: cytoplasm.